This is a messenger RNA of Fonsecaea pedrosoi CBS 271.37, 1185 nucleotides long. RefSeq lists its product as uncharacterized. The coding region runs from base 1 to 1185 and encodes 394 amino acids. The record is from RefSeq and is a predicted model, not a curated record. NCBI's taxonomy places the organism in Eukaryota, Fungi, Ascomycota, Eurotiomycetes, Chaetothyriales, Herpotrichiellaceae. The transcript has a single exon.
AUGGCCUUCGACAGUUUCUUCCGCCGAGCCUUCUGGGGUCUGGCUGGGUGUGGAUUGAUCUAUGCAGUAGCUAUGGGUGCUUUGACCUUGCCGGUGGUCCAGCGCAAUGCCACCUACGUCCACAAAUUCAAUCCCACCUAUUUUCAAGAUCUGAACAAUACUGAGCAAUUUGGUUUCCUCCAUCACCAAGUUCAACCCUUCACCGUCACCACCCCUGACAAUGUGACUUUGUUUGCCUGGCAUAUCCUCCCUACACAUCUCUACUCCAAGCACGAGAAAGCCUUAACUGAGCAGGCAGAUUUCGGCCUAAAGCCCUGGGAGAUCGCUUCCAAAAGCGUUGGUCUUCAACUUCUUCUCAAUGAUCCGACUGCAGUUGUUGUUUUAGCCUGUCAUGGAAAUGCUGGUCACCUCGCCUCCAAUUACCGCCCUUCCGCAUAUCAGCAGAUGCUGGGUGUGUCGACCCCAGAGAAACCGGUCCAUGUGAUAGCCUUCGACUACCGCGGAUUCGGCCUGAGCACGGGUAGUCCCACGGAGGAGGGUGUUAUCCAGGACGCUGUAUCAUUACUGUCUACUCUAACUGGAGAGUCCGACAAUGUCAAGGAUCGACGCAAAACAGACCACCAGCAUGUGGACCCUGCCCAAGUGGUCUUGGUUGGACAGUCCAUGGGCACGUUUAUUUCGACGGCCACCUAUUACGAAUGGGUGAUAAAACUAGGCAGGGCACCGCCAAAGGGCUUAAUUACCAUCGCCAGCUUUACUUCAUUGCCCAAUCUACUCGAGUCCUACUCGUUUAAAGGCCUUACACCUCCGAUUCUAUCUCCGUUGAUGGCAUAUCCUCGAGUGCAAGAUUGGUUGCGUUCCCACAUUCUCGACAAAUGGGACGCGAGCUCUAGGCUGGUGGAAUUAGCAAAGACGCCCGAGGUCCAGCUCAAUCUGGUCAUGCUACACGCUCGCAACGACUACGAGAUCCCGUGGCAGGAAGGUCGCGCGAACUGGGAACACGUAUUGGACUCUGCAACCAACGGCCUAGUCGACUUUCCUCGCAACCUUGAUCGAGAAGAAUGGAAGAGCAAGGACGGUAGAAAGCACCUACGGUGGGAAAGGAUUCGACACGGAGGGCAUAAUAGAAUUCAGACAAGCGAACAGGUUCGGCUGGCGAUAUUGCGACUGAUAGAAGGCGAAUAG